AUGAAGUCAACUGUGCUUCCCCAGAAAGCGUUUUCCUUAAAACACACAUCGUGCAUGUCUUCACUGGUUUCUGUUUCGCCUGCAGAUGCGCUCACAUCUUCUUUAAGCUCAAGAGGGAGGUCAACGCCGCUCGAACCGGUUUCAGUUCGUGUUCCACACGGCCGCAGACCGCGUCCAUCUCUCCGACUUUCCCUUUUUUCGCUCGUUCUUCUUCUGUUGUGUAUUCUUCUUUUUUUCCUUUCUUCUCGUCCCCUUCGCCUCUGGAAGGUUCACGGAGGCGAACGCUCUAUACGCUCUUUCGCUCUCGAGAGGGAAGCUGUUCACGAAAAAGUCUCCUUUCAAUCCGUAGCUCGUCUCUUCUCUGGUCGCAUUCACGUGCCAGUCGCUGGGGAAGCCAGCGGCUGCCCAUGGCAUCUGUCUUCUUUUACGACGCCUCAAGAGUUGGGGGCGGAUGCCUGCGCUUCGCUGCCUUGGCGGGGUUUACCCUCCCUCUCACGCGCCUUCUCGUUCUCCACGCCUUUCUUUCUCUUCGCUUCUGCAACGUCAGCUGCACCUGCGGGCGAGAGCGUGGGCUCGAGCACGGCCGGAGGAAAAAAGACAAAGAAGCCAGUUGAGAGACUGGCGGUGCCUGCGCCCACGGUCGAAGUGGCCAAGACAAUUGCUUUCCCGGACCCUAUAUUCGGAAACGUGAGCUUUCAGUGCCCCCCUGACUACGACCUCGUCUUCAACCAGUGCCAGAAAAAAGUUCUCCGACAGCCAAUGCCCUCCUGUCCUUACGGUUCCUACAUGAAUGAAGACGGAAGAUGCAUCUCGGUCGACAGCAUUCCCGCCGAGAGGACCUGCCCGGCUGGAUACCAGCCUUACGAAAAGGGCUGCCUGCGGCGGGACCUGCUCCAGGCCGUGCCCUUCUGUCCCACGCCGGGAUUUCAGUUGUUUCAGCGGGGGCCGGAGUCGGACUGCGUCAAGCUCGUCGAGCAGCCUCCGCUCCUCACCUGCCGAGAAGGCCUUCUCGAGGAGGGCGGCCUCUGCGUCGUGCGAACUGCGGAGGAGCCGGUCGCCGUCUGCCCUGCGGGCUUUUCGCCGAGUGAAACGACGGCGCUCUGCGAGCGGCUCUCAGUCGUGGACCCCAUUCCCUUCUGCGAGGAGGGCUGGGACUUGGCGGCUGAGCCCGAGAGCGGCCUCAUGUCGUGCGUCGCGACGCGGAAACCGCCACCAGUCUCUGUGUGCCCAGACGAGAGCUUCGUUCUCGAGAAGGACGCCUGCGUGCGAGACACCGCCGCCGCGCCUGUCCCGCGCUGCGCGCCCGGGUUCGUCUACAACCGCUGGGACGGCAUGUGCCGGCGCGUGAUGGCGCACCAGGCUAUUCCGGUCUGCCGCGAAGGAUGGAAGUUCAUCCGCGAAACCGGGAAGUGCACGCUCGAAGAAGAGCCGACUUACCUCUGUCCAGAUGGCGACGCCGAGGCCGCAGGCGAGAUCCGCGGCGUGCAUUCUCCGCCAGCCAAAGGAGCGGGCGCGAGAGGCGCCCGAAGGUGGAGACUGGGCGGCGAGCGAGACAGCGAGGAGGAGGACGAAGAAGAGGUCUCUGCAGGUUCAUCGCCUGCUGCGUCCUUCGGGAGCGCAGGGAAGUGGGACGCAGGGCUGCGAAGCAUGCAGAAGACCGACGCUCUCCACGAGCGAAGAUCCGCAGUGCGCGCGCGGGUUCUGGGCGACAAUGAAGAGGCGCCUGAACAGGAGACUGUGAUUUCGUCGGACUGCGCCACCGUCGAGGUGCGACCGCCUGAACUCGGCUGUGAAGUAGGCGAGUUGGUUUCCCUCCUCGACGCGAGGGUUCCCUCAGAAGACCUCGGCGUAGAAUCUUCGGCGUCACGCGUUUCACCUGUGCAGGACAAGGCCUUCGGCUCAUCGCCUUUCCUGUCCGGAGAAACCGGCGAAGGCUACUCCGGCGGGUUUCCCGCCUUCUCUCAAGAGGCAGACGCGCCGCCCUUUGUGUUCGCCUCGCUCCAAGAGGAGGGGGACAGCCACCGGCCGCAGGAGCAGCCCCCCUUGCACCAGAAGGAACUCUCCGUCGAGGAGUCAUCUCUCGCGCCCUCCGCCGCAGCUUCGCCAUUUGCGGCUUUGAUCUCUGAAGGCGGAGGCGGCGCGAGCCACGCGCCGUCGCCCGGUCGCGUCAAGAUGCUUCAGCUGCGUCGCUCGCCUCUGGGCGCCUCAGGCUCUCGAGUCGCGCCGCCGCACCUCGACGACCGCCGCGACGCCCAAGAUGACAGGGACCGUGACAAAGGCGACAGGCGCGACGACCGAGACAAAAGUGACAGACCCGGAGCGCGAGACGCGGCGGAGAGCAAGCGAGCGGAGGAGGCCACUGAGAACGGCUUGGGCACGGACACGCAAAGAAGCGGGAAGACGCUAGACGACAUCCCGAAGAGGGAGAAUACAGUAACCGCGGCGGAUGCUGGGCGGCGACGAGGCCGCCACCUCGCCAAAUCCGCAACCCGAGGCGCGGGAAGCGCCGAAGGGGAGCGUGCACCAGCUGGCGACGCUGCCGGCUUGGGCCACUUCGCGCGACUGGAGCCCGACUCAGGGCGACGGCUCCAGGAGCAGGCGACGGCCUCGCGAACGAAAGAGGCGAAGGGACGAACGGCGCCCUCUCAUCCGACUGACGCGCGCAGAGGGAAGCAGGAGCGCGCUCGCCGACAGGCGCUCACGGAACAGGGUCUUGAGGCUGCCGUGGAAGUCGCCGCUCGCCCUCCCGCGUCCCCCGCCUCAUCGCGGCGGCUUGCGUCAGCGUCGAUUGCAUUAGUGCAGAACGUGUUUCCGCUCGCAUCGCCGCAGACCGGGCGCUUCAAGGAAGGCGACUCUGUGAAGAGGCUUUUGGCGCCUUCGCUUCUAUCGCGCGAAGAGAACGCGGAGAGCGGCCUGGUCUGUCGCCACCGCCUCGUCGUGGCGCCGAGGCGCAUGCCGGCGGCGUGCCCCGGGCGCCACGCUCGCGACUUCUCGGGACUCGGCAAAAGCGGCGGAAAGGCCUUCGGCGGGAAACUUGAGGCCAGCAAAGCGUUCGCGGAGGGCGCAGAAGCUGCAGGCGGAGACGACUGCGUCGAAAUCCACACGAAACAACCCGCGCUGAGAUGUCCCUCGGGGAAGCUCAUCAGCGAAGCAUUCAGCACGCCCCGGUGCGACCAGCUUGAAGUGGCGCCUAGCAGCCUUCUCUGCCCCAACGACGGCUCGCCGCCGACCGCUGCGUCGCCAGCGACCGCGGUCGUUCCGCCUGCGGGCUCCGCUGCGGCGGCGGGGGAGGCGGCGCACUGCGUGAGGACGACGCUGUCGCCGCCGACGGCCCUCUGCGCGGAGGGCUUUGAGCGUCAGUCUGCCACGGGUCAGUGCGUGCGGGCAGUUCACGAGAGUCCCGGCUGGACGUGUCCCACGGGCUACCGGCUGCCUGAGAGCGAGCUGCCAGCGCAGAGCGCGAGGGAGAUCGUCCCGCCGCACUUGGGCUCCAAGAAGGGGGGCGACAGUCCUUCGCCCUUGGGGCCGGUCGUGGGACCGCCGGUGCGUGCCGGAUUCUGUGAGCGCCUCGAGUACGCGAACGUCCAGUUCGUCUGCCCCGUAGGCUUCGGCCGAGAAAAAGACAAAAAAACCAAGGAGUGGGUGUGCGUCGCCGACAAGGCUGUGCCUUCCACGCUUCUCUGCGACGCGGGCUUCUUCUUGGAAGGUGACAUGUGCGUGAUGCACCUGCGGAUGGCACCGUCGCUCGUUGACCGGGAUGGGCGGCCCUUCCCCUGCGUGACUCGCCCAGAUGGAACGAACUCCUGCGGCCACGCCGCGGAUUGGCAGGGCGCCCUCGGCGACGACAGGGACGAGGCGACGCGAGGCGCGAGGAAGCCGGGAAAAAUCUGA
Besnoitia besnoiti is the source of this 3891-nucleotide messenger RNA. RefSeq lists its product as uncharacterized. Lineage: Eukaryota; Apicomplexa; Conoidasida; Eucoccidiorida; Sarcocystidae. Bases 1 to 3891 code for a protein of 1296 amino acids. The transcript is spliced from 6 exons. The record is from RefSeq and is a predicted model, not a curated record.